AUAGUCAAAUUUUUCACAGGGUAUCUCUACAUAAAGCGUAAGUAAUACUCAAAGCUCCUAUUCGAUCCUUCUCAGCAGAAACUUCACACCUCUCAGUUUUAGUCAAGUCUCCUGCCUAAUUCCAUGGAGAUGCCUAUCCACGGAUCCGCUUCUCUUCCAAAUAAUUUCAUCAAGAGAGAAAGAUCAUUCCUUCAGUCUCCCACUUAUGGAAACCUCGUCACUGUUCUUAGCAUUGAUGGAGGUGGAAUCAGAGGAAUUAUCCCCGGUACUCUUCUCAGUUUCCUUGAGUCUGAGCUUCAGAAGCUGGAUGGUGAGGAUGCAAGACUGGCAGAUUAUUUUGAUGUCAUAGCAGGAACUAGUACUGGUGGCCUUGUGACUGCCAUGCUUACCGCCCCGGAUGAAAACGGCCGUCCAUUAUUUGCUGCUAAAGAUAUCAACAAAUUUUACCUUGAACACUGCCCUAAGAUAUUUCCCCAAGAUAGUUGCAAAAUUGAUUGUCUUCCAUUAACUCCAAUAACUGAUGCGGUGGCAGCUGUAAAAGCUUUCAGAGGGCCAAAGUAUGAUGGGGAGUAUUUACAUAAUAUAGUGAAGGAAAAGUUAGGAGAUAUAAGAUUGCAUCAGACAUUGACCAACGUCAUAAUUCCCACGUUUGAUAUAAAGAGGCUUCAACCAACCGUCUUCUCCAGCUAUGAGGUGAGAAAGAACAGUAGCCUAGAUGCUUUACUCUCGGAUAUAUGCAUUGCAACUUCAGCAGCCCCAACCUUUCUUCCAGCCCAUCAUUUUGAAACCGAAAAUUCCACAACUGGUCAAAUAAGAGAAUUUGAUCUCAUUGAUGGUGGUGUUGCUGCUAAUAACCCAGCUUUGGUGGCUAUAAGUGAAGUGUCAAAAGAAAUUUACAAGGGAAAUCCCGACUUUUUUACAAUGAAGGCAACUGAAUACGCCCGGUUUCUAGUUGUAUCAUUGGGUACUGGUUCAGCAAAAUGUGAUGAUAAGUACGAUGCCCAAAAUGCAGCUAAGUGGGGUAUUUUGGGAUGGUUGAUCGGAGGCGGUUCCUGUCCGUUGGUUGAUAUAUUUACUCAAGCAAGUAGUGAUAUGGUUGACUUCCACCUUUCUACAGUGUUCCAAGCCCUUCACUCUGAGAAAAAUUACCUAAGAAUCCAGGAUGAUGAUUUGGGUAAGACAUUGUGUUCUGUGGAUAUUGCUACAGAAGAAAACUUGCAAAAUCUUGUAAAAGUUGGAGAAAAUUUGUUAAAGAAACCAGUUUCCCGAGUAAACUUGGAAACCGGUAUCCAUGAGCCUGCCCAUCAUUCUACCAACGAAGAGGCUCUAGUAAGGGUAGCUGGAAUUUUGUCCAAGGAAAGGAGAGUCCGUGAAAUGAGAUCGCCACAGGGAAAGAAGGCCACAACAACAACCAGCUCCAACUUGUCAUUCUCCUUCAUCAAUGUUUAAUUAACCCCAACAUUGUUCCUUUAAUUAAUUAGUCAUUAAUUGUUAUUCAAAAGAAAGAAUCUUUGUAAUUAUUCCCUAUGAUGAGUAUGAUCGAUUCUUUGGAAGCAAAAAA
Messenger RNA from Rosa chinensis, 1561 nucleotides. Its product is annotated as patatin-like protein 2. Bases 124 to 1449 code for a protein of 441 amino acids. Gene Ontology annotation, molecular function: glycerophospholipase activity; monoacylglycerol lipase activity. NCBI's taxonomy places the organism in Eukaryota, Viridiplantae, Streptophyta, Magnoliopsida, Rosales, Rosaceae. The transcript has 7 exons. Gene Ontology annotation, biological process: lipid metabolic process. The record is from RefSeq and is a predicted model, not a curated record.